UAUUCAAAUUACCUCCUUAAUUUUUUGACGUCAACAUUUAUUUUCAACAAUAACACCACAUAAUGGCGAAAGAUAAAGAAGAACAAAACGAAGAAAACCCUUCACCUUUAUCAUGUUUCAAGAACAUCUCAUUUCCAUUCAACACAAUUUUCUUGAUCGCAAACUCGAUUUUCCUAGCCACAUCAGCUUUCUGGUUUGUGACCGUCUCAAUGUUACAUUACAAGACGGAUGAAUGUAACCGGUUCGUGACAACUCCCGGAAUCUUCGUGAGCUUCUCAUUGCUAUUCAUGACUCUCGCAGGCUUCUAUGCCGCUUACUACAAAUCCGAUUGUCUCUUCCGAAUCCACUUCUUCAUCUUCUUCUUGUGGAUGUUCGUGGUCGUGGCUAAAGCCGUUUUCGUUUACCGUCUCAAUAACGAGACCGAUCCUAGGCUGUACCCUGGGACGAAGAUACAUGAGUUUAGGUUGGAGGAUUACUCGGGAUGGGUACGUAGAUUGGUCAUCAAAGACGAUGAAUGGUAUCGUACUAGGAGAUGUCUUGUUAAGGGCAAUGUUUGUAACAAACUAUUCUCUAACCAAAACAUGUCGGCUUCUGAGUUUCGUCAGAUGAAUCUAACUCCUAUACAGUCGGGUUGCUGCAAACCACCGCUUUCAUGUGGAUUAACUUACGUGAAACCAAACAUUUGGACAAUGUCAAGAUAUCAUAACAACGUUGAAGAUGAUUGCAAGACAUGGAACAAUACGGCAAACACAUUAUGCUUCGAUUGCGAUUCAUGUAAAGCCGUGACUAUUGCAGAUUUACAUAAUACUUCAUUUUCCUUAACAUUUAAUAUCCUUCAUAUCGUAUUUAGUCUUUCCAUUGGCGUUGUUGGUUGGUUUGCUUGGUUAAGGAUCCUUCGAGAAACUGAGAACUAGCUAGACUUUAAUUCUAACAUAUGUAUAAAUAUAUCUUUCUCUUGUUUUAUUUUUCUUGUACAGUCUCGAUUCUUUACCGAUAUGCUGCAUGUGAAGUCAAUCGACUCUUUUAGUUUUCAUAUUCAGAAUGGUAUAACUAAACCAAACCAAACCGAACCAAAGUAAAAUGAUAUAAACUGAUGAAAAAAUAUUUUGUCAAACAUAUAUAUUUGAAAAAUCCUUUAUUUUGCUAAGAAACCGAAUCUAUUUUUAAAACUUGAUGGUGAAAUCAUUUUUUUUUUCUUCUGAUAAUUAAUAAUAGAGAUACCCAACCCGGUUAAGCUAACGUCAUACAUUUCAAACCGAACCGAAAUUAAAACUGAAAUUGAGAAACCAAUAAUCAAACCAUGGUUAGAGAUUUAAACCGGAGUUCUCAACUCGCUAUAGAUUUCUCCGAUCUUCCCCGACAAAACAAAAUCGUCUCUUCGCCAAAGUUUUCUGGGGUCUUCACUGUUUCGCUUCGAUCUUGAGAGAUCUUUGUCUCCCCGGUUUUUUUUUUUUUGGGGAUUCUAUUUCGAGGGCUUUGCUCUAACAUGUCAGGAAGAAAGGAAACGGUGUUGGAUUUGGCUAAGUUUGUGGAUAAGGGCGUGCAAGUUAAGCUGACUGGUGGUAGACAAGGUAAAGAACAGAGCUUUUUUUAUAUGAUUCUUGCUUUUGAGUUUUGAUGCUUGUGUUUGGCAGUCACUGGAACUCUUAAAGGCUACGAUCAGUUGCUGAACCUUGUUCUAGAUGCUGCGGUGGAGUCUGUUCGAGAUCAUGAUGAUCCAUUGACGACUACUGACCAGACCAGACGCCUUGGUUUAAUUGUUUGUCGUGGAACUGCGGUGAUGCUCGUCUCACCAACUGAUGGAACUGAAGAAAUUGCUAACCCUUUCGUUCAACCAGAGGCUGUCUAAUGAAUAGUUUCUUCCAAAAGAUCUGAGUAGUUCAACUUUGGUGUUUAGUGAGCAUUGUGUAUCUGAGUAUCUGCUAUUAUGUUGAAAACAAUCGUUUUAAUAUACCUAUUUUUGAACAAUAUCAAAA
Molecule: messenger RNA, 1976 nt
Organism: Brassica rapa (field mustard)
Lineage: Eukaryota; Viridiplantae; Streptophyta; Magnoliopsida; Brassicales; Brassicaceae
Product: tetraspanin-13
Biological process (GO): auxin-activated signaling pathway
Cellular component (GO): membrane
Source: RefSeq, a predicted model, not a curated record